GAUUACACUGUUGUUUCAUUUCAUUUACGUGUUGAUAUUCUUGAUUUUGUUAACAUAGUCGGAAUCAAUAGUGUUGUCUUUAUAAAGUACACAAAAGGUUGUAAGUAUUACUGACAUUACUGUGGUGAUUACUAUUAGAAUACAAUAAUAUCUAUUCGUUUCUGUUGCUGAUUUUUCAUUCAUAUUUCUCAAUAAUAUCUUCAUAUUUCAUACAUUUUUCCAAAUAAUCAGUUUCUAUCAUAGUCAAUUGCCGUAAUGGAAGAACCCGUCAUUUUCGAAUCCGCUAAUUUGACUGCUCCCUUCAGCAAACACAAGUCACAAAUAGAAGACAGCUCUGACUCCUACUUGAAGUUAAAGAAGUUAGAAAAGGAGUUGGACCUCUUGCUCUUGCAGGAAGAUUACAUCAAAGAUGAACAGCGCCACUUGAGAAGAGAGUUGGUGAGAGCUCAAGAGGAAGUCAAGAGAAUCAAGUCUGUUCCUUUAGUGAUUGGUCAGUUCUUGGAACCUAUUGAUGAGAACACAGGCAUUGUUUCUUCGACUACUGGCUCCAACUAUGUAGUGAGAAUCUUGUCGACAUUGGACAGAGAAUUGUUGAAGCCAUCGUCUUCUGUAGCUUUGCAUCGUCACUCCAACGCGUUAGUAGAUAUCUUGCCUCCUGAAGCUGACUCAUCAAUUUCCAUAGUUGGUGACGACCAGAAGCCAGAUGUCACCUACGCCGACGUUGGUGGUUUGGAUAUGCAGAAGCAGGAAAUCAGAGAAGCUGUAGAGUUGCCCUUGACCCAGGGUGACUUGUAUUCGCAAAUUGGUAUCGAUCCACCAAGAGGUGUCUUGUUAUACGGUCCCCCAGGAACAGGGAAGACCAUGUUAGUCAAAGCUGUGGCCAACUCGACCACAGCAUCGUUUAUCCGUAUCAACGGUUCAGAGUUCGUCCAGAAAUACUUAGGUGAGGGGCCUAGAAUGGUCAGAGAUGUGUUCCGAUUGGCCAGAGAAAACUCGCCCGCCAUUAUUUUCAUAGAUGAAAUAGAUGCCAUUGCGACAAAGAGAUUCGACGCUCAGACGGGGGCCGACAGAGAAGUUCAGAGAAUCUUGUUGGAGUUAUUGAACCAGAUGGAUGGCUUUGAUCAGACGUCUACAGUAAAGGUCAUCAUGGCCACUAAUAGAGCAGACACAUUGGAUCCAGCCUUGUUGAGACCUGGAAGAUUGGACAGAAAAAUCGAAUUCCCUUCGUUGAAAGACAGAAGAGAAAGAAGACUCAUCUUUUCCACCAUUGCCUCCAAGAUGUCGUUGGCUCCGGAAGUCGACUUGGACUCGUUGAUCAUCAGAAAUGAUCCCUUGUCCGGUGCCGUCAUCGCUGCCAUCAUGCAAGAAGCUGGCUUGAGAGCCGUAAGAAAGAACAGAUACAUGAUCUUGCAAAGUGACUUGGAAGAAGCUUACACUUCUCAAGUUAAAACUGGUAGUGAACACGAUAAGUUCGACUUCUACAAGUAGACUUGGUCUUUGUAUAUUAUCAUUAAUGCAAAAAAUAUCAAACGU
Molecule: messenger RNA, 1533 nt
Organism: Scheffersomyces stipitis CBS 6054
Lineage: Eukaryota; Fungi; Ascomycota; Pichiomycetes; Serinales; Debaryomycetaceae
Gene: PR26
Product: proteasome regulatory particle base subunit
Exons: 1
Coding region: 256-1488 (410 amino acids)
Biological process (GO): proteasome-mediated ubiquitin-dependent protein catabolic process
Cellular component (GO): proteasome regulatory particle, base subcomplex
Molecular function (GO): ATP binding; proteasome-activating activity; ATP hydrolysis activity
Source: RefSeq, a predicted model, not a curated record